AUGGUGGGUGGAGGAGAUGGGGUGGCGGACGAAGCAGAGGUGGCAGCUGGAGCAGAGGUGGAGGACGGUGGCGGAGGAGAUGGGUGUCGGAGGUGGAAGUGGUGGCGGAGUGGAGGUGGAGCAGGUGGUGUCGGAGGUGGAGGUGGUGGCAGAGCAGGGGUGGGCGGCGGAGCAGGUGGUGUCGGAGGUGGAGGUGGUGGCAGAGGAGGUGGUGUCGGCUGGAGAAGUGGAGGUGCUAGGGUUUUGAGACCAGAUGGGUGUUUUGAAGAGGGAGAAGAGUCUUGA
Messenger RNA from Helianthus annuus (common sunflower), 285 nucleotides. Its product is annotated as glycine-rich cell wall structural protein 1.0-like. Lineage: Eukaryota; Viridiplantae; Streptophyta; Magnoliopsida; Asterales; Asteraceae. Bases 1 to 285 code for a protein of 94 amino acids. The transcript has a single exon. The record is from RefSeq and is a predicted model, not a curated record.